AUGAGAAAACUGAGGCCCAGAAUACUGACCUCAGCAAAGUGGGGAAAAAUGGUAAGUGCCCUUGCCCACCCAGAAACACAGGCUGUGACCAAAACUGAAGCCCCAGGGAUUCAAGCCAACCACACUCACCCCCCAGAAGAGCCCAACCUGGAAGAGAAGAAGUUGACGCCUCCCGCACAGGGUCCCUUUUUCUACAUCGGGGGGACCAAUGGGGCCGUGCUGAUCAGUUCCUAUUGCCGGAGCAAAGGCUGGCAGAGAAUCCAUGACAACCGUCGGGAGGAUUACAAGCUGAAAUGGUGUGAGAUCAAGUGCAGGGACACCUAUUACUCCUUUCGAGAAGGCGAACAACUCCUCUACCAGAUCCCUAACAACAAGCUGUUGACAACUAAGAUCGGCCUCCUGAAUGCCCUGCGAGAAUAUGCCAGAGUCAUGAGCAAGAUCACCAGGUCACCAACUGCAGUGCACAUCAAGGUUCUGAAAAUGGAUGACUUUUUCCCAGAGACCUACCGUCUAGAUGUGAAAGAUGAACGGGAAAACUUCAUUACCGUCUUCCGUGAUGAAGAGAUCUGGAUCUGUAAACCUACUGCUUCCAACCAGGGGAAAGGCAUUUUUCUGAUCAGGACCCAAGAGGAAGCAAUUUCCCUCCAGGCCAAGAUGCAGAGCAUCGAGGAUGAUCCCACCUAUAAGAAGAUGCCCUUUAAGGCUCCCCAGGCACGAGUUAUACAGAGAUAUAUCCACAACCCACUGCUCCUGGAUGGGAAGAAGUUUGAUGUGCGAUCCUACCUGCUUAUUGCCUGCGCUAUGCCUUACAUGGUCUUCUUUAGUCAUGGCUAUGCAAGGCUGACUCUGAGCCUUUACGACCCCAAGGCCAAGGACCUUGCAGGACAUUUGACUAAUCAGUUUAUGCAAAAGAAAAGUCCCCUGUACAUGCUCCUGAAGGAAGAGACUGUGUGGAGCAUGGACCGCCUCAACAAACACAUCAAUGAAAAGUUCCGCAGAGCAAAAGGGCUCCCCAGGGACUGGGUGCUCACCACUUUCACUAAACGGAUGCAGCAGAUUAUGCUCCAGUGCUUCCUAGCUGUGAAGUCCAAGUUGGAGUGUAAACUAGGCUACUUCGACCUCAUUGGCUGUGACUUCCUCAUUGAUGAGAACUUCAAGGUAUGGCUGCUGGAAAUGAACUCCAACCCUGCCCUACAUACCAACUGUGAGGUCCUGAAGGAUGUUGUACCCAGAGUGGUCCAUGAGACUUUGGAUCUCGCUCUGGAGACCUUCCACAAGAGCCUCCGAACAGAAAAGAUGCUUCCUCUGCUAAGCCAGCGUAAUUUUGUGCUUUUGCACAGUGGUGAGGAUGACCUGUGGCCCCGGUCUGUCCGCUUAAGAAGCCCAAUACGACAUCUGAGGCUGGGCUGUGAGCCAUCCUGCCAGGCCAUGAACCUGCUGUCGUCAACCACAGGCUCCAGCUCAGCCAAGGCUGUGGACAGGUCUUCGAAGAAGCAAGAGCCCUCUAGGACCUCUCUGAAACGAACAGGCCUGCUGGGGCCCCCAGGGCCCGUCCACCCCAAGUCCGCCUUACAUCUCCUCAACCCAAGCUCCAUGGUGAAAGGCCAGUCCCAGGCCCCAAGCCAGGGCAACCUCCAGCCCCAGCCUCACCCCAGCACCUUGUCUGAGGAGCCUGAGGUGGUUCCUGACCCCCCAAGUCACACGCUUACUCUCCUCCGGCCACUAGCCUCAAACUCCUCUGACUUUUGGUUCCAGGGAGCUCUGGAGAUAGAGCAACCCAUAAUAGCUAGCAAUGACCUCUUCUUGCCCCUCUAUCCAUCCCGGAUGCUGUCUCUGAGCUUCCCGUCAGAGCCCAUUCCCCCAUUUGAUACCCCCAGCCCUUUGGAGGUCCAGGAUGGUGCCCUCGAAUCCUUCCUGGGCCUCCCUGAGUAUGAGCGCAAGGAUGUGGGCUACCGGGGUUCAUAG
Messenger RNA from Trichosurus vulpecula (common brushtail), 1965 nucleotides. It is a transcript of the gene TTLL10, whose product is annotated as tubulin tyrosine ligase like 10. The transcript has 11 exons. The record is from RefSeq and is a predicted model, not a curated record. NCBI's taxonomy places the organism in Eukaryota, Metazoa, Chordata, Mammalia, Diprotodontia, Phalangeridae. Bases 1 to 1965 code for a protein of 654 amino acids. Gene Ontology annotation, biological process: protein modification process.